This is a messenger RNA of Hipposideros armiger (great roundleaf bat), 3881 nucleotides long. RefSeq names its product kinesin family member 23 (gene KIF23). Gene Ontology annotation, cellular component: kinesin complex; microtubule; nucleus. The transcript is spliced from 23 exons. Gene Ontology annotation, biological process: microtubule-based movement; mitotic spindle midzone assembly. The record is from RefSeq and is a predicted model, not a curated record. NCBI's taxonomy places the organism in Eukaryota, Metazoa, Chordata, Mammalia, Chiroptera, Hipposideridae. Gene Ontology annotation, molecular function: microtubule motor activity; microtubule binding; ATP binding. Bases 139 to 3000 code for a protein of 953 amino acids.
UUCACCGAGCGGUGUCUCUCAGCUGCUGUGUCCCGGUUCCCACGGCUUGUCUUUGUGACUCGCUCUCCUUGCCAGCCAGCCCUCCUCAUCCAGCCCGGGGUCUCGCGCGCGUAUCUGGGCAGCGCGGAGCCUGCUGCCAUGAAGCCAGCGAGGACUAAGACGCCCAGAAAACUUGUAGUGAAAAAAGGAUCCCAAACGAGUCUUAAAGAUCCAGUUGGGGUCUACUGUAGGGUGCGCCCACUGAGCUUUCCUGAUCAAGAGUGUUGCAUAGAAGUGAUCAAUAAUACAACCGUUCAACUUCAUACUCCUGAGGGUUACAAACUCAACCGAAAUGGAGACUAUAAGGAGACUCAGUAUUCAUUUAAACAAGUAUUUGGUACUCAUACCACCCAAAAGGAGCUCUUUGAUGUUGUGGCUAAUCCCUUGGUAGAUGACGUUAUUCGUGGCAAAAAUGGUCUCCUUUUUACAUAUGGUGUGACGGGAAGUGGAAAAACCCACACCAUGACUGGUUCUCCAGGGGAAGGAGGCCUACUUCCUCGUUGUUUGGACAUGAUCUUUAACAGUAUAGGGUCAUUUCAAGCUAAACGAUAUGUUUUUAAAUCUAAUGAUAGGAAUAGCAUGGAUAUACAGUGUGAAGUUGACGCCUUACUAGAACGGCAGAAAAGAGAAGCCAUGCCCAAUCCAAAGACCCCCUCUAGCAAACGACAAGUAGAUCCAGAGUUUGCAGAUAUGAUAAAUGUACAAGAAUUUUGCAAAGCAGAAGAGGUUGAUGAAGAUAGUGUCUAUGGUGUAUUUGUCUCUUAUAUUGAAAUAUAUAAUAAUUACAUAUAUGAUCUACUGGAAGAGAUGCCAUUUGAUCCCAUAAAGCCCAAACCUCCACAAUCUAAACUGCUUCGUGAAGAUAAGAACCAUAACAUGUAUGUUGCAGGAUGUACAGAAGUAGAAGUGAAAUCUACUGAGGAGGCUUUUGAAGUUUUCUGGAGAGGCCAGAAAAAGAGACGUAUUGCUAACACACAUCUGAAUCGUGAGUCCAGCCGUUCCCACAGUGUGUUCAACAUUAAAUUAGUUCAAGCUCCACUGGAUGCAGAUGGAGACAAUGUCUUACAGGAAAAAGAACAAAUCACUAUAAGCCAGCUGUCCUUGGUAGAUCUUGCUGGAAGUGAAAGAACUAACCGGACAAAAGCAGAAGGGAACAGAUUACGAGAAGCUGGUAACAUUAACCAGUCACUAAUGACACUAAGAACAUGUAUGGAAGUCCUGAGAGAGAACCAAAUGUAUGGAACUAACAAGAUGGUUCCAUAUCGAGAUUCAAAGUUAACCCAUCUAUUCAAGAACUACUUCGACGGGGAAGGAAAAGUCCGCAUGAUCGUAUGUGUGAAUCCAAAAGCUGAAGAUUAUGAAGAAAGCUUGCAAGUCAUGAGAUUUGCGGAAGUGACCCAAGAAGUUGAAGUAGCAAGACCAGUAGACAAGGCAAUAUGUGGCUUAACGCCUGGACGGCGGUACAGAAACCACCCUCGGGCAGGUCCAGUUGGAGAUGAACUGCUAGUUACAGAAGUGGUUUUACAGAGUUUUCCACCUUUGCCAUCUUGUGAGAUUUUGGAUAUCAAUGAUGAGCAGACUCUCCCCAGGCUGAUAGAAGCAUUAGAGAAACGCCAUCAGCUACGACAAAUGAUGAUUGAUGAGUUUAACAAACAAUCUAUUACUUUUAAAGCUAUGUUGCAAGAAUUUGACAAUGGUGUUUUAAAUAAAGAAAACUACAUUCAAGGAAAACUAAAUGAAAAAGAAAAGGUGAUCUCAGGACAGAAAUUGGAACUAGAACGACUGGAGAAGAAAAACAAAACUUUAGAAUAUAAGAUUGAAAUUUUAGAGAAAACAACUACUAUCUAUGAAGAAGAUAAGCGCACUCUGCAACAGGAACUUGAAACCCAGAAUCAGAAACUUCAGCGACAAUUUUCUGACAAACGCCGACUCGAAGCCAGGCUGCAAGGCAUGGUGACAGAAACAACAAUGAAGUGGGAGAAAGAAUGCGAGCGUCGAGUGGCAGCUAAACAGCUGGAAAUGCAAAAUAAACUCUGGGUGAAAGAUGAAAAACUGAAACAACUGAAGGCUAUUGUUACUGAACCCAAAACUGAAAAGCCAGAGAGACCGUCUCGGGACCGUGAUCGAGAAAAAGCUCCUCAAAGAGCUGUUUCUCCACCACCAGUACCUCUUCCUAGUAACUAUAUUGCUCAGAUUUCCAACGGCCAGCAACUCAUGAGCCAGCCACAGCUACAUAGGCGCUCUAACUCUUGCAGCAGCAUUUCUGUAGCUUCCUGUAUUUCGGAAUGGGAACAGAAAAUUCCUCCAUACAACACACCUGUCAAUGUCACAUCCAUUGCAAGGCGUAGGCAGCAGGAACCAGGACAGAGUAAAACUUGUAUCGUGUCAGACAGAAGGCGAGGGAUGUACUGGACUGAAGGCAGGGAGGUGGUUCCUACAUUCAAAAAUGAGAUAGAAAUAGAAGAGGAUCAUUGCUGCAGGAAUGUACCACCACUUCGUCUCCGACACAGACGAUCACGCUCUGCAGGAGACAGAUGGGUAGAUCAUAAGCCUGCCUCUAACGUGCAAACUGAAACAGUCAUGCAGCCACAUGUCCCUCAUGCCAUCACAGUAUCUGUUGCAAAUGAAAAGGCACUAGCUAAGUGUGAGAAGUACAUGCUGACCCACCAGGAACUAGCCUCCGAUGGGGAGAUUGAAACUAAACUAAUUAAGGGUGACGUUUAUAAAACAAGGGGUGGUGGACAAUCUGUUCAGUUUACUGAUAUUGAGACUUUGAAACAAGAAUCACCAACUGGUCGAAAACGAAGAUCUUCUACAGUAGCACCUACCCAACCAGAUGGUGCAGAGUCUGAAUGGACCGAUGUAGAAACAAGGUGUUCUGUGGCUGUAGAGAUGAGAGCAGGAUCUCAACUGGGACCUGGAUAUCAGCAUCACGCACAACCCAAGCGCAAGAAGCCAUGAACUGACAGUCUCAUUAAUGAAAGAACAUUUUCAUUUUGUUGGUGAUUUCCCCUAAAACCAUGCCAGAAGGAGUCUUCUGAGUCAUCUUGUAGAAGUCCAACCAUGUUGACUAUCACAGACCUCAGAUACAUCAUACACUAGCCUAGAUCAAAGAUUUCCCUGUGGUUCCAAAGACAGCUAGUAUUCAACAAACUUUUUACAUUGUAUGCCUUGCCAUAUUUAAUAUUAAUAGCAGAGAAAGACCCACCCCCCCUUUUCUCAUUGCCAUAUGAACUUUUUAAUAAUGCUAUUUUUUGUAUAUUUCUUGUAUACUGAUAAACUAAUUCAUGCAAGUGUUUGUCUUGGGUGAUUAAGGAAGAAUAUAUCUAGAUCACGCUUUAUUUUUUAUUGUGACAUUUCCAGCUUUUGUCUGAAUGUUUCUUAAGGUUUUAUAAACAAAACAUGCUGCUAUUGAUUAGCUGCAAGAAUGCACUUUAGACAUAUUUGACGAUGCAAACUUUCAAAAUAAAGAUGUCAGUGGCCAAUACUAAAACCAUUUUAGGAAGUUGUUUUGAACUUUGUAUGUAUCUAUUCAUUUUCUGACACUUAGAUAUGCCAAAAGAAUUGAAAUAAAAAGCACUAAGAAAUACCAAGUUGUGUGAUAGUCAAAACAUAUUCCCAGUACCUAGCACUGUGUCUUGCAUUUAGCUGGCACUCCUUUGUGGAAUGAAAUAAAAGAAAGCACUAGAGGUUUCUUUCACAUUGGGGCUACUUGUUUUAGCACACAGGAAUGGUUUUGAAAAGGUAUUUUCCUUGCUGAGAACCAGGAAUCUUACCCCAACCCACAUGUAUAACCUGCUGGAGUACGAUGGCCGGCGGAUAAUCCUUAAUACAGUGUUUGA